AAAAAAAAAGGAAAAGUCGCCCAUCAUGUUCAAAAAAGACCUCCAAGCCGCCCCCAAGCAGAAACUAAAAUCCUCGGUCCAGCGGUCCCUCCGAACCUCGCUGCUGACGAGCUACCCGCUGCUCGAGCAGCACAUUGACGAGAUCAUGCCGAAAAAGGGGUCCCUCGAGUCGAUGAAGCUGCCCUCGGUCGACCGGUGCACCCUGUACGUCAUGGACGGCCAGCCCUUGUUCUGGCAGCAGGACACCAACACGCUUCUGCCUCACCUGAAGCUCGUCCACCGAUUUCCCCAGGCCUUCCCGAGCAUACGCAUCGACCGGGGGGCCAUCCGGUUCGUGCUCAGCGGCGCCACCCUCAUGGCGCCAGGCCUGACCAGCGCCGGGGGCCGGUUACCCCGUGACGACGGCCCGCCACCGGGCACGGGCCCCGGACUGGAGGACAAGCUGGACGAGGAGGAGCGGUGGUCGAGGGAGCUGGAGAAGGGGGAGCCCGUGGUCAUCCGGGCCGAGGGCAAGACCGAGGCCUGUGCGGUGGGACUGCUGGUCGCGGGCACGAGGGACGUCAAGGAAAAGGGAAAAGGUCCCGUGGUGGAGGAGGCGCACUUCCUGGGCGACGGCCUGUGGAGGCUAGCGACGGAUUGAGGUGCGGCAGAGGCGCGAGAUGAGUCUUGCAAGAACGGUCUUGCUUGUUGUACCAAUAGUCUCAAUAAGGAAGAGUGGGCUGGGGCAUAAGCAUAUUGCAUCGGCAGACAUGUAUGCGGUUCCAUACCGGGGGACUCCGAAAGCACGGUUCAGCAAGCUUUCCUGCAAGACUGCUGGGAGAUGAUCCGCUGCCAUCUACGGCCAAGACCCAUGAUCAUCCAGGAACAAACACAACCGAAAAGCUCACGUAUAUACGCAGAUCAUGCAUGAAUGAGCAUUAAAUCCAAAUGUUUAUUU
Messenger RNA from Microdochium trichocladiopsis, 937 nucleotides. RefSeq names its product PUA domain-containing protein. The transcript is spliced from 2 exons. NCBI's taxonomy places the organism in Eukaryota, Fungi, Ascomycota, Sordariomycetes, Xylariales, Microdochiaceae. Bases 26 to 640 code for a protein of 204 amino acids. The record is from RefSeq and is a predicted model, not a curated record. Gene Ontology annotation, molecular function: RNA binding. Gene Ontology annotation, biological process: formation of translation preinitiation complex.